Cavenderia fasciculata is the source of this 1347-nucleotide messenger RNA. RefSeq names its product RNase P protein subunit (gene drpp40). Lineage: Eukaryota; Evosea; Eumycetozoa; Acytosteliales; Cavenderiaceae. Gene Ontology annotation, cellular component: ribonuclease MRP complex; multimeric ribonuclease P complex. Gene Ontology annotation, molecular function: ribonuclease P activity; ribonuclease MRP activity. The transcript has 2 exons. The record is from RefSeq and is a predicted model, not a curated record. Gene Ontology annotation, biological process: endonucleolytic cleavage in ITS1 to separate SSU-rRNA from 5.8S rRNA and LSU-rRNA from tricistronic rRNA transcript (SSU-rRNA, 5.8S rRNA, LSU-rRNA); tRNA 3'-end processing; tRNA 5'-leader removal. Bases 1 to 1347 code for a protein of 448 amino acids.
AUGGAUAUUAUUAAAGAUGAUGGUGCAUUAUGUAAAUCAAAAAUAAUAGUUAAAGAGAUUACAGCAAAGAAGAAGAAUACAAAUACAAAGAAAACAACAUCGACCACUACUACUACGACUACAACAAAUGAACAACAAGAAGAUACACAAUUAGAAACUAUUAUACAUCAUAUCAACCAGCAUCCAUUCAAUCAAUCUGUUCAUGUAGUUGUACCAGUUCAACCUGAUGCAUCAUCAUCGGCAUCAUCUACAACAACAUCAAAAGCUACAUUAUUGAGUUCAAUGUCAAAAUCAAAGAGUAAAUUGGAAGAUACUAUUGCAACUCAUUUCCUUCAAAGAGCAACAUCCUCAUCCUCAUCCUCUUCAUCUUCAUCAUCAACAAAUGAUCUGUUGGUUCAAAUUCAAGUAUCAUUACACCAAUUGAUCAAUUAUCAAUUUGUAACCAAUUGUAUUGUUAAAGGAGAAUUUAUUGGAUUAUCACAACUAAGUGGAUUGGAUAGUGGAAAUGUAGUAGCCUUUUUGGCAAAUGGAACGGUUGUAUUAAAUGUAAAUAAGGAGACGUAUGAAGUAUUGGGAUUGACAGGAAAGCAUUCAGCAUUUAACAAGGGUCAACGAUUCAUAAUCACAAUCAAUCUGAUGGAAAAGAAGUACUCGACCGAGGAUGGAUACAAAAGAUUGAAUUGGUGUUUUAACCAACGUAUUGGAGACAUCAAUCUAUUGUGUAGAAUGUCAACAAAUGCAUUUGAAAGAUUGAAAUCACUGCCACACAAGGUAUUGGCCAAUGACAUUGAUUUUAGCUUUGACAGUAUUCACUUGCCAUUGGAUAUAAAAGACGUUACACAGAUCAUCGAUAAACAAGAACAACAGGAAUUGGUAAUGGCAUUGAACGAGGUGAUUGGUACUUGUAUAUGUGGAGUGGUCACUCCAUUCAACGUUGACUUUGUAUUGGCUGGUCAAAAAAAGAAAUCAAAAGAUAAUGGAUCUUCAGAGAGUCAAUUUGAUAGUUAUUCAUUUAUUAGUAGUCCAGAGAUUGACAACAACAACAACAACAAUAAUAAUAAUAAUAGUGUCUCGCAUAGUAGUCAAACAUUCAUUUCAUUUAAAAAGGGAAUGAUUUUGCCAAGUGAGAUUGUGCCAUUGGCCAAAGAGUGUAGACAAUUGGUUGCAACUGGAAGUGCUCCGUGGGCAGCCGUACAUGUUUCCGGGUUUGCAGAUUCACCCAUAUCCUGGGGUCUAAACGAACAUGCCUAUGGACUAUCAGGUGAAAAUGACUAUACUUUAGUCUUUCAAAAAAAUAACAAGUGUUGUUUACAUUUUAUUUUAAAUUCUUCUGAUACCUUUUCCUAA